Molecule: messenger RNA, 786 nt
Organism: Brassica napus (rape)
Lineage: Eukaryota; Viridiplantae; Streptophyta; Magnoliopsida; Brassicales; Brassicaceae
Source: the annotation of a RefSeq genome assembly
AUGAUACUUUCUGUUUUGUCGAGCCCUGCUUUAGUCUUUGGUUUAUUGGUUACACGUGCUAUAAAUUUUGUACAUUCCGUUUUGUUUCCCAUCCCAGUCUUUUGCAGCAUAGAAACCUUUUUCACUUACUUUUCGUCAUUUCCUAUUAUAAGGAAAUUGUCAAUGAAAUGGCAAUUCCUUUGGUUUUCUAUUUUCAAAUUCAUUUUUUCCAUUAUUAUGAUAAAAUUAUUAUUUUCAGUGGGUUACUUAUGCUUCGACGAUUUGACUCGUGCCAUUUCUCAAUUCUACCCGCCGAUAUCAGGAUUUAUGGGGGGGGGAAAUACGCCUAUGCCCCCUACAAACCCAUUCGACGGUUUUCUUAGCAGCUAUUUUGAUAAUGAGCGCUCUAACGAUCAGCGGAGGGGUUCACCUUCCUGGUCGGAACAGUUGCCUGCGGAAAGUGGCCUUUACUUGAACCUCGAUGUAGAAGAUCAAAACAAAGAUCCCAUCGAGGAGCAAGUAGAAGCAGAGGGUUUAAGAUGCGACAGAAUAAAAGAAAAAAUUAUAGAAAAAACCCAUUCUCUAUUAAUAAGCAAAGGGUACCAUAUUCCAGAAAAAGAAGAUAUACGCCGCGUUAUCGAAAUUGUUAUGUUUCACGAGGAAUCCGUUGAUAUUGAUCAUCGCAAAAGAAGAUUCUACUACCUUUACUCCUGCUUAGGAAAAGAGGAAACUCCAUUCUGGCGGGAGAUUCUUAAAUUACUUGCUGAGUAUAACAUCACUCUCUUCGAUACCCGUUGUGAGCACUAA